Striga asiatica is the source of this 1177-nucleotide messenger RNA. The record is from the annotation of a GenBank genome assembly. Lineage: Eukaryota; Viridiplantae; Streptophyta; Magnoliopsida; Lamiales; Orobanchaceae.
CAAAAUUCAAGUUCAUUUCAUUAAUUUAACUGUUAAUAAAUAGUAUAAUUUAAUAAACACUCGAGUUAAACUCUGCUCGUUUCCACUGUGCAGCAGACCAACCCAAUGGAUUUUAGUAAGAUUUUUUUAAUAAUACGGUAUACGGAGGACCAAUCUGACAAUUCCAGCCAGGAAAAAAAAUAUCUUUCACUUGGGGGGCCGAAUGCAAAUAAAUAUCUGCCCAAUCCACUUUGCGUGAGCGAACACAAAAUACGAAACAGAGCGAAGGUAGAGAAAGAGAGCGAGAAAAAAAUGGAGUUCGCGAGACCAAGCCGAAGCGACGUCCACCUGAACCGCCGUGAGGCGGCGGAGUUGGAGGCCGCCACCCGCCAGUACUUCGAUGGGGUCGCACCUAAGCGGCACACCAAGCCCCAGCGCAGCGAGUACUCGUCCGCUUAUGCUGACGCGAUCUCCUCCGAUGAUGGCGUCAUACCCGAGCACGUUCAGUUCCAGUAUCUGGAGAAGGAUAAUGAGAAACUAGUGUACAGUGGAGGUAAAGUUGAUGAGGAAUUUACUGAAACAGAAUAUUACAAGGAUCUCAACGGAGUCGACAAGCAGCAUCACACGACUGGAUCAGGGUUCAUAAGAGUGGACAGCUUAAAAGGAAAAAGCUUCAGCCUUUCAUCUGAUUCUUCUACUGAAUGCCACCCCUCGUGCAGGGGAAACCCGGCUACGAACGAUUGGAUCCCGAAUACCACUGAGAUGGUGGAUUUUAUCACUGACAAGCCCAGCAGGAGUGGUUGAUUUGGGUGCAUGAACCGUGUGUUUUCAUUGCAUAUUUGGACAUUAUAUUUGAAAUGUGUGUGUUAAUUUGUUGGUCCUCUAAGCAGGCUAUGGUUAAGAUGGUCUAUGAAUGAAUAAAGAUUUUUGCAACACAUUUCAGCUUGUAUGUUUGCGCAAACUGUAUGCUUUUGUUAUUAUUCGGCUUUCAUGGGGAAGAGAUAUAUUAGUGUAUCGUUUUUUAUGAAUACUAGUAAGGGACACGUGCGAUGCACGUGGGGAAAAUUAAUUUUUUCUAAUUUAGUUCACGAGGAGAUGUGUGUUUUAUGGUACUAUUUUUUCUUAAACUCUCUCUUAAUAGAAAGUAUGUAGUGGUCGGGAUAAAUUAUUAAUUUUCUAAGGUAAAAUAGAUAGUAGA